Molecule: messenger RNA, 465 nt
Organism: Acanthoscelides obtectus
Lineage: Eukaryota; Metazoa; Arthropoda; Insecta; Coleoptera; Chrysomelidae
Source: the annotation of a GenBank genome assembly
AUGAAGACCGAAAUAAAGAAGAAAUUUGAUAUUAAUAAGACAGGCAAUCAAGUUAUAAUCUAUAAGUCUUGGGAAAAGUUGUUAAUGGAAAUGUUGGAAAUACAUAAGAAUCCCAUCUUCAAAAAAAUACCAGGUGCUGUCUCUGUUGGAGCCAACGAAAGCAUAACACUUGCUGAAUCCUCCACCUCGGCCAUCAGUGACACUCUGGCCCCCUCAAGUGCAAAAGAAAUUACUAUUCCUGCAAAGAAAAUUGAGAAGUCACAUUUACCAGAAACUGAAACCCAAAAAUUAUCUACUGCUGAGUUGCAGCGAUUAGUUCUAUUAGAGCAGUUGAAAUGUUGUCGAAUGCAACAAGAAGAAAUCAUUAAGAGGCAGAAGCAAGGUGAUGGUAACUUUAUGCCAAACAGUAGUUUUUCGGAGGAAAAAAUGUAUUACAACUUGUAAUUAUUAUUAAUUAUUUAAUCU